Trichechus manatus latirostris (Florida manatee) is the source of this 3507-nucleotide messenger RNA. It is a transcript of the gene IGSF9, whose product is annotated as immunoglobulin superfamily member 9. The transcript is spliced from 20 exons. Gene Ontology annotation, biological process: cell-cell adhesion. Gene Ontology annotation, molecular function: protein binding. Bases 1 to 3507 code for a protein of 1168 amino acids. Lineage: Eukaryota; Metazoa; Chordata; Mammalia; Sirenia; Trichechidae. The record is from RefSeq and is a predicted model, not a curated record.
AUGCCCCCCGGGGUUGGUCGAGGGAAGCCUGAGGUGGUGUCAGUGGUGGGCCGGGCUGGGGAGAGCACCGUGCUGGGCUGUGACCUCCUGCCCCCAGCCGGCCGGCCCCCGCUGCACGUCAUUGAGUGGCUCCGCUUCGGAUUCCUGCUUCCCAUCUUCAUCCAGUUCGGCCUCUACUCUCCCCGCGUUGACCCUGAAUACAUUGGGCGGGUCCGGCUGCAGAAAGGGGCGUCACUCCAGAUUGAGGGGCUCCGGGCAGAAGACCAGGGCUGGUACCAGUGCCGCGUGCUCUUCCUGGACCAGCACCGCCCCGAAGACGACUUUGCUAACGGCUCCUGGGUGCACCUCACAGUCAAUUCACCCCCUCAAUUCCAGGAGACUCCUCCCCCAGUCCUGGAAGUGCGGGAACUGGAACCUGUGACCCUGCGUUGUGUGGCCCGCGGGAGCCCCCAGCCUCGAGUGACUUGGAAGCUCCGCGGACAGGACCUUGGCCAGGGCCAGGUGCACUUGGGCCAGACAGAGGUGCGGAAUGGGACGCUGUGGAUCCGGCGGGCAGAGCGGGGCAGCUCUGGGGUCUACACCUGCCAAGCCUCCAGCACCGAGGGCAGUGCUACCCACGCCACCCAGCUGCUGGUGCAAGGGCCGCCGGUUAUUGUGGUGCCCCCCAAGAACAGAACCGUCAACGCCUCCCAGGAUGUUUCUUUGGCCUGCCAGGCUGAGGCCUACCCAGCAAACCUCACCUAUACCUGGUUCCAGGACAGCAUCAAUGUCUUCCACAUCAGCCGCCUGCAGGACCGGGUGCGGAUUCUGGUGGAUGGGAGCCUGUGGCUGCAAGCAGCCCAGCCUGAUGAUGCUGGCCGCUACACCUGUGUGCCCAGCAAUGGCCUCCUGCACCCGCCCUCAGCCUCUGCCUACCUCACCGUGCUCUACCCAGCCCAGGUGACGUCGAUGCCGCCUGAGACACCCCUGCCUGUAGGCAUGCGGGGGGUGAUCCGGUGUCCUGUUCGUGCCAGUCCCCCACUGCUCUUUGUCAGCUGGACCAAGGAUGGCCAGGCCCUGCAGCUGGACAAGUUUCCCGGCUGGUCCCAGGGCACGGAAGGCUCAUUGAUCAUUGCCCUGGGGAAUGAGGAUGCCCUGGGAGAAUACUCCUGCACCCCUUACAACAGUCUCGGUACUGCAGGGCCCUCCCCAGUGACCCGCGUGCUGCUCAAGGCUCCGCCAGCUUUUAUAGAACGGCCCAAGGAAGAAUAUUUCCAGGAAGUAGGGCGGGAGCUACUCAUCCCCUGCUCUGCCCAAGGAGACCCUCCUCCAUCUAUCUCUUGGGCCAAGGUGGGCCGGGGGCUGCGGGGCCAGGGCCAGGUGAACAGCAACAGCAGCCUGAUCCUGCGGCCACUGACCAAGGAGGCCCAUGGGCGCUGGGAGUGCAGUGCCAAUAAUGCUGUCGCCCGAGUGGCCACCUACACGAAUGUCUACGUGCUGGGCACCAGCCCCCACGUCGUCACCAAUGUGUCGGUGGUGCCUUUGUCCAAGGGUGUCAAUAUCUCCUGGGAGCCUGGCUUUGAUGGUGGCUAUCUGCAGAGAUUCAGUGUCUGGUACACCCCACUGUCCAAGCGUCCUGACCGAGUCCACCAUGACUGGGUGUCCCUGGCAGUGCCUGUGGGGGCUGCUCACCUCCUAGUACCAGGGCUGCAGCCCCACACCCAAUACCAGUUCAGCAUCCUAGCUCAGAACAAGCUGGGGAGUGGGCCCUUCAGCGAGAUCGUCUUAUCUGCCCCAGAAGGGCUUCCCACCACACCAGCUACCCCCAGUCUUCCCCCGACAGAGAUGCUUCCUCCCCUGUCCCCUCCCCGAGGUCUGGUGGCAGUGAGGACACCCCGGGGAGUACUCCUGCAUUGGGACCCCCCAGAACUGGUCCCCAAGAGGCUGGAUGGCUAUGUACUGGAGGGCCGGCAAGGCACCCAGGGCUGGGAGGUGCUGGACGGGGCCGUGGGAGGCACAGAUAUGCAGCUGCUGGUGCCAGGGCUCAUCAAGGAUGUCCUCUAUGAGUUCCGCCUGGUGGCCUUUGCCGGUAGCUAUGUCAGUGAUCCCAGCAACACGGCCAAUGUCUCCACUUCCGGCCUGGAGGUCUACCCCUCGCGCACACAACUGCCCGGCCUCCUGCCCCAGCCGGUGCUGGCCGGCGUGGUGGGCGGCUUCUGCUUCCUGGGCGUGGCUGUCCUCGUGAGCAUCCUGGCCGCCUGCUUCAUGAACCGGCGCAGGGCUGCUCGCCGCCGCCGCAAGCGCCUCCGCCAAGAUCCACCUCUUAUCUUCUCUCCGCCUAGGAAGUCAGCUCCACACUCUGCUCCGGGCUCGGGCAGUCCUGACAGCGUGGCGAAGCUGAAGCUCCAGGGCUCCCCCGCCCCCAGCCUGCACCAGAGUCUGCUGUGGGGAGAACCCACUGGACCCCCCAGCCCCCCUCCGGAUCCUCCACCUAGCCGGGGGCCCUUACCCCUGGAGCCCAUUAGCCGGGGCCCAGAUGGGCGCUUCGUGAUGGGACCCAACGUGGGGGGCCCCCAAGAAAAGUCAGGCCCAGAGCGGCCGGAACCUCGGACCUCAGCCUGGCAUCAGGCCCGGUCCUUUGACUGCAGCAGCAGCAGCCCCAGUGGGGCCCCCCAGCCCCUCUGCAUUGCAGACAUCAGCCCUGUGGGGUCCCCUCUGGCAGCCCCACCCAGCCCCCUGCCAGGUCCGGGACCCCUGCUGCAGUACCUGAGCUUGCCCUUCUUCCGGGAGAUGAAUGUGGAUGGGGACUGGCCUCCCCUUGAGGAGCCCAGGCCUGCCCCACCCCCAGACUACAUGGAUACCCAGCCCUGCCCCACCUCAUCUCUCCUUCACCCCCUGGACUCUCCACUUGUUACCCCCAGGGCAGCGCUCCCUGGGGCCCUGCUGGGGGCUGGGGCCACCACAGAGCCCCCUUACACAGCACUGACCGACUGGACACUGAGGGAGAGGAUGCUGCCAGGCGUCCUCCCCACGGCCCCUCGGGGCAGUCUCACGAGCCAGAGCAGCGGGAGGGGCAGUGCUUCUUUCCUGCGGCCCCCCUCCACAGCCCCCUCUGCAGGAGGCAGCUACCUCAGCCCCGCUCCAGGGGACACCAGCAGCUGGGCCAGUGGCCCUGAGAGGUGGCCCCGAAGGGAGCACGUAGUGACAGUCAGCAAGAGGAGGAACACAUCUGUGGACGAGAACUAUGAAUGGGACUCAGAAUUUCCUGGGGAUAUGGAGCUGCUGGAGACUCUGCACCUGGGCUUAGCAGGCCCCCAGCCCCGACCUGAAGCUGAGCCAGAGCUAGGUGCUAAGACCCCAGAGGAGGGCUGCCCCCUGAACACUGCUCAUGCUCCUGGCCCCGAGGCCCGCUGUGCUGCCCUUCGAGAGGAAUUCCUGGCCUUCCGCCGCCGCCGAGAUGCCACUCGGGCCCGGUUCCCAGUCUAUCGACAGCCAGUCCCCCACCCUGAACAGGCCACUCUGCUGUGA